This is a messenger RNA of Desarmillaria tabescens, 3245 nucleotides long. RefSeq lists its product as uncharacterized. The transcript has 5 exons. NCBI's taxonomy places the organism in Eukaryota, Fungi, Basidiomycota, Agaricomycetes, Agaricales, Physalacriaceae. The coding region runs from base 426 to 2795 and encodes 789 amino acids. The record is from RefSeq and is a predicted model, not a curated record.
GAUCGGAAUUUGUGGGCAAUGAUGACAUAAGGACCCCGUUCUUGGGUCGUCGUUUGACCGGACGCUGAAUUUGAUACCACCAAAUGGGCAUCACUCGGAAACACUGGCAUCAACGUAUUGGGUAUAUCGUCGAACGGGCGCCUCCCACAUCUUCUUCUUCUCUACCAUCUGGCGCCCUUCCUAUGUACCUUCCUUGCUGCCAGCCAGUCUUCUGACUUUUUUUCGAGGUACUCUGCAGAAGCCAAGCCAUCGCAACCAAGCCGGCGAAUUACCUGCUCGGAGAUAUAUAUUUGAGUUGAAUCAACGGUUUGGGUUGGGUGACAAAGACCUAUUGUUUUCCCCAGCCGUUACUUUGUUCAUUAUUUCCCCGCCAGUGGCACUCGCAACUUCGGCCCUGCUUGUGGCCUACUUAGGCUGCUGUCAUAAUGGGAUCGACUACCGCACCACGGCCCUCUUCUUAUUUCUUACCAUCACCACCUUCGUCCGCCUCCGUCCCGGAGCCCGCUUUCAUCGUUGCUCGUCCCCGCACUACAGCUACUUCUCGCACAUCAGUAACUUCCCACUAUCGUCCCUUUUCCACAUACUACCACCCUGGCACAGAAGAGCCUCAUUAUCCUCUAAAACGACGUCGCUCGAGUGUCUUUGUCUCUUCUGCCACUGGCCUUUCGUCUUUCGGCAACAUGGUCUUCAAACACAAGGACAAGGAUUUAGAUCACCCACCACAUCCCAGCUCCCCAGCAACGCGUCCUCGCAAGGAUUCCGACCUCACAUCUUCAACGCGUUUCAAGAUCCCCAAGACGCUCAGGAAGAAGAGGUCCAUUGCUGCUUCACUCGCCUCGGACGUGACGAUCAUGCCACACACACCGACAGUCUCCUUGUCCACCGACGGCUCCCUAUCCUCAUCACCGGCCUCCCCAACAGAAGAAAAGUCACCUAGGACAGGAUCAUUCCCAGCAGACACCGCAGACCCCGAGAAUGAUGAUGAUGACGACGGCGAGGAUUCCGCCAAACCACCCAAAUACAGAAAGAAGGACACUUGGUCCAGAAAUGACUAUGGCCUCAAACUUCACCCUUACCCCAAAGAAGCUCCAUAUAUGCGGGCGUACGACUCAAUCUACAUUGAUAUCGAUCGGUGGAACAACGAGUUAUUGCAGCGCCUUCUUCCCAAGAAUUCUCCGAGUUUUCGUAAUUACGGCAAUACACCUCCCCGUUCUGUAAUCGACUUGGGUUGCGGGCCUGGUUUUUGGAUUCUGGACGCUGCGGCCGCAUGGAAGAACACCAGUUUCGUCGGAUUUGACCUUGUGGAUGUCCUCCAACCAGGCUUUCAACAGACGGAGAAUGUACGAUUUGUCCGUGGGAACUUCGUUGCGUAUCCUCUCCCGUUUCCCACCGACUCCUUCGACAUGGUCAGAAUGGCCAACCUCUCAUUAUGCAUACCCUACGAGAAAUGGAACUUUGUUCUUUCCGAAGCCUAUCGCGUUCUAGCGGAGGGCGGCCGUCUCGAGCUUAUAGAUGAUCAGAUAUUCUUUCCUUACGCCGAAUCCCCGUCCCAAUUUCCUGCGUCCAUCUCCCAACAUUCGUCAAAGAAGCCUCAACAAAGCUCAUUCAUCGACCUCGAUGAUGAUGAUGAAGAUGAUGAAGAGUCGGGAGAGAGCGGUUCAGAGGAACAUAGCUCAAGUAGCUUGAACUCGGAUUUAGGAUCUGACCCGGCCGAGACUCUAGUCGGAGACGACGACUCAAUGUCCUCCUCCUCGUCUCUGAAGGAGCAUUCUUCCAGUCGUCAUGUCUCUGUGGAUCUCUCGCCUCGUGACUGUCCUCCGUCGGAGGAAUCUUGUACCCUUCAAGUGACCCUGGCGCCACCUAAGCCUUGGAAUACCUUAGCCGCCGAGUCCCGGGAACUGGAAACAGUGUUCGAGACAAUGCUAGCGAAUCAAUACGGGAUCCAUCCACGUCCUUCGGAAUUUAUCCUCCACCUUAUGAAGGAUAUUUUCGGGGCGAAGCUUGCAGGCAAGAUGAAAAGCAUGCAUCUCAAGGUGGCCCCAACGGAGCUCUCUGCAGAGAAGAAGAAAUUUAAUCUCAUAACUGGGGAUAUCUUCAAGAAACUCUCGCUUAAUAUCGAGUGGAAGGACAGGGAGAAGAAAAAGAAUCGGCCGCGACGAAAUACCUCGGACAAUGACAGUGGAUCGGAAAGCAGAACGAGCAGCGACACCUGUGCAUCCUCCUCGGACAGUGGGCAGGAGACCAUCAGCGCCAAGGCUGCUAGUACGCUGGGCAUAUCGAUGUCCGAGGUUAGCGCCGCUUCCAAAGAAGCAUCUGCGAGACGGCCCACCUCGAGUCCAGAGACUCCAAACCUUGACCGGUCUGGACAGCCUGAAGGGCUGCUCCUUUGGCCACGCACCUUCCUUCCUUUCUCAUCUUCCGACUCGGAAAUGCAUUGUUGCAUAAACGUGCAUACCCUCCUUGGGUGCAAAGCCGCUUUGGGAGCCUGGGUAAAAGGUUUCGUUGAUGAGUCUGGCAAGAGAGUCAUCAGCAGAUCCGAGUUUGAGGACUCCAUUUGGUCAUACGAAUGUUUUCGGCGUCAUCGCUUUAAUUGGCCUACUGGCCUACCCAGCUCAAAGUGUCCGUCAACCGAUAGUAUUGAGCUUCCUCUGAAGCCGACGGCGUCCAGCGAUCAAGAUGCUACUGACAAGACGUUGGAGUAUCCUUACAGUCAAAACGAGUUAACCCAUGUUCGCACUAUCCGCGUCUUUGAGGGUAUCAAGCCAAAAUCAUCACGACCGUCAUCUCUUCAAUGAGAGGAUGAAUCUGCCUGUUUGUCCUCAUCAAGUCUUCUUACUUUGCCUCUCAUCUGUAUCAUUUCGCCGGAUUUCUGUCUAGGAUAACCCAUACACAUUCCUUAUCAUCAUCAUGUCGCUUUCACCUGCUCUCACAUCACCUCUAGUUAUCGUCACUGCAUUUAGAACGCUCUCCGCAUUUUGGUUUACUGUACAUCGCUACCCUACAACGCCAUAUGAGGCGACAUCACUCUUCCUUUCGAAGUUUGGCUCAUCUCCCCCGACAUAUCUCCCUUUCCCUCACGCUUUCAUGGAUACUAUCGUUAUAUCACCUCUCGCAUCGCAUCGCAUACAUGGUAUACUUUUGUAUUUUGUACUAUAGGCUCUUAAUGUUGCAGUAAAUCAUAAAGUGUAAACAUCGUAAAAGCGGAAAUUAUGAGCCUGUUUUCACCUAGGGUGCAUAGGCUGCCC